AAUCAACACACACCUCUUCUUUCCAAUUAAUCCUCCUCCGUCGACAGCUCCUGCUCGGAUCAGAUCUCGAUAUUCAUUGUUCUUCAUCUACGUGAAUAUGGGGCUGUCAUUCACCAAACUUUUCAGUCGGCUUUUUGCUAAGAAAGAGAUGCGAAUUUUGAUGGUUGGUCUUGAUGCUGCUGGUAAAACCACCAUUUUGUACAAGCUCAAGCUAGGUGAAAUCGUUACUACCAUCCCUACCAUUGGGUUCAAUGUGGAGACUGUGGAAUACAAGAACAUUAGCUUCACUGUCUGGGAUGUCGGUGGUCAGGACAAGAUUCGACCUCUGUGGAGGCACUACUUCCAGAACACACAAGGGCUUAUCUUUGUGGUUGACAGCAAUGACAGAGAUCGUGUUGUGGAGGCUAGAGAUGAGCUGCACAGAAUGUUGAAUGAGGAUGAAUUGAGGGAUGCCGUGCUGCUUGUGUUUGCAAACAAGCAAGAUCUUCCAAAUGCAAUGAAUGCUGCUGAGAUCACUGACAAACUUGGCCUUCAUUCUCUGCGACAACGCCACUGGUAUAUUCAGAGCACUUGUGCUACUUCUGGAGAAGGGCUGUAUGAGGGAUUGGAUUGGCUUUCGAACAACAUUGCAAGCAAGGCUUGAGGAUUCGGGCAGGUCAUUUAAUAUUUGUUUGGUUGAACCAGAACCAGUCAGGAGUAUAGGUAUUUCAGCCACUACGAGUUAUGCAGGUGUUUAUUUUUACUUCUAGAUUUUGUUCUCUAAAAAAAAUUAAAGUGGCAGGAUGGAAGAUUCAGCUCUUCCUUACAUCUUGUUUUACUUUUUAGUACUGGUGUUUCUAAUAAAUAUCACGGUCUUGACUGUUAAGUAGCAUUCCCACCGUUAUGGUUUUCCUUCGUUGUUUCAUUUUUUUCCGCAAAAUUCGUUAGAUCUACUAUAGAUCAUCCAUACGUUGCUUUUGUACUGUUUGUUCGUUGCAAAUUUAUUGGACAGCAUUUGUUAUUUUGUGCCAACAAGAGAGCAAUGGUGAAUAAAACUGUUGUUCAUCA
This is a messenger RNA of Rubroshorea leprosula, 1047 nucleotides long. NCBI's taxonomy places the organism in Eukaryota, Viridiplantae, Streptophyta, Magnoliopsida, Malvales, Dipterocarpaceae. The record is from the annotation of a GenBank genome assembly.